Elgaria multicarinata webbii is the source of this 2631-nucleotide messenger RNA. It is a transcript of the gene RNF214, whose product is annotated as ring finger protein 214. The record is from RefSeq and is a predicted model, not a curated record. Gene Ontology annotation, molecular function: ubiquitin-protein transferase activity. The coding region runs from base 173 to 2416 and encodes 747 amino acids. NCBI's taxonomy places the organism in Eukaryota, Metazoa, Chordata, Lepidosauria, Squamata, Anguidae. The transcript is spliced from 16 exons.
GAGGCGGAGCGGCAGCGGCAGGAAGGCAGGCAGGAGGGAGGGAGGCAGGCAGGAAGGCAGGCAGGAAGGCAGGAAGGCAGGCCGGCCGCGCUCCUUCCCGCUCCUGCUGCCUCCUGCCCGGCCCGAGGUGCGGCGGGCUCUUGGGCGGCAGCGCCGAGCACGAGAAGGCGCAAUGGCAUCAGAGCAGACCAAAGACGAGGAGACGGAGGAGGAGGAGGAGGAGGAGGUGGCGGCGGCAGAUGUGGGGGUCCCCAGCAGCCAGCCUGGCCCGUGUGAUUCCGACCUACCGAAAGGAAUUGCCAGUUUGUCUCUCAGCGUAAGUGACCUUUCUAUUCACAAAGAUGAUAGUCUGUCACUGGCUGCUGCUGACCACGCUCAUCCCACAGUCAAGGAGAACCGGGAAGAUGAGCACAUGGAUGAAGGAGAAAGAGAUUCUGGGAUUCCGCAGAGGGACUCGUCCUUGCCAGUCCCCAAGGACCACGAGACCUCAGCGGAGCCUUUGGCCAGUCCUCCUGCUGAGGCUUCCUUGCUGCCUCCUCCCGGCCCCUCAAGUGAGGAACUCUCUUUGCCUGACUCGGAUGCUGCUGUGGGAGAACAGAGAUGCGCUCUCGCUGGGGAGAUUCUGCUGCUGGCUCCUCCACUUCCACGGGCGGACCCUUCCACGGACCAGACUCGUGCCGCCCUUAACUGCUCCGAGGCUGAGCUGGGAUCUUUGAUCUUGCAGCAUGGCAGGCGGCAGAAUGGGUGCCCAGAUUUGGAAGACUCACCCUUGGCAGCAUCUCCGAGUGGGGAAAGCCAAGGCCAAGAAGGCGCGUCCCAAAAGCCCUCCCAGAACAUUGCAGUACAGACCGACUUCAAGACGGCUGACCUGGAAGUGAACACGGAUCAGGACAUUGAAAAGAACCUGGAUAAAAUGAUGUCCGAGAGGGCUUUGCUGAAGGAGCGCUACCAGGAAGUGCUCGACAAACAGAGGCAAGUGGAGAAUCAACUCCAGGUGCAGCUGAAGCAUCUGCAGCAGCGAAGGGAGGAAGAGAUGAAGAACCACCAGGAGAUCCUGAAGGCUAUUCAAGAUGUGACUGUAAAACGAGAAGAGACCAAGAAGAAGAUGGAAAAGGAGAAGAAGGAAUUUUUGCAAAAGGAGCAGGAUCUGAAGGCAGAAAUUGAGAAACUCUGUGAGAAGGGCAGGAGGCUGCUGAAGGAGCAAGAGGAGAAGGAGAAUAAGAUUGUUUCGCUCAUUGCCGAGCAGUCUGAGGAGAAGGAGGUGUGGGAGCUGGAGCUGGACAAGCUGAAGAAUCAGCACAACGAGAUCAACAGGUCAACCCUGGAGGAGACGGAGCGGGCGUGGAAGGCAGAGAUCCUGUCUCUGGAGAGCCGAAAGGAACUGCUGGUGCUGAAGCUGGAGGAGGCAGAAAAAGAAGCGGAGCUGCACCUCACCUACCUCAAGUCGACGCCCCCCACCCUGGAGACCAUCCGGCCCAAGCAGGAGUGGGAGACGAGGCUGAACAGGAUACGGAUGACCAAGGAGAGCGUCCGGGACCAGUUCAACGAACACAUCCAGUUGGUGCGCAACGGGGCCAAGCUGAGCAGCCUGCCCCAGAUCCCCACGCCCCCGCUGCCGCCGCCCCCGCUGGAGACGGACUUCCUGCUGCCGGCCUUCCAGCCCAAUGCGGCCUCCCUCCCCCCGCGGCUGCCCUUCCCCAUCGGGACCGUGCCCAUGGUCAUGCCCAGCGCGGACCCCCGGGUGCUCUCCUUCCCCCUCCUUAACUCUUCCAUCGCCAGGCCCCCCCAGCCCUCGCCCCCGUUGCCCGCUGCUUCCCAGGGCCGGAGCAGCCCCGCGGCGGCCUCCCUGGUGGGCCCCCGCAUGGCCCCCAUGGCUUCCCUCCCUCCACCGCCGCCAGGCCUGGCUGGGGUCAAAGCAGCCCCGGAAUUCCCCAGACCGCCCCCCGUGGACAAGCUGGAGAAGAUCCUGGAGAAACUGCUGACGCGGUUCCCCCAGUGCAACAAGAUCCAGCUGACCGGCAUCCUGCAGCAGAUCAAAGCGGCACGGAGGACCUUGGCAGGACUCACCAUGGAGCAGCUGAGCCAGCUGGUGGCAGCCAAGCUGGCCCAGCAGCAGGACAGGGGGGCUGCCGUGGGCACCCAGCCUCAUGGCCGGAUCUGCUCCCCCAUGUUCCCUGCGCCUCUGCCUCAAAUCAGCAACCCCAUGUUCUUGCCCCCUGCCCAAGUCUCCUACGCGGGGAACGCACCUCAGGCUCCCGCUGCUGCCUGCAAGCUGUGCCUGAUGUGCCAGAAGCUGGUCCAGCCCACUGAGCUCCACCCCAUGGCCUGUACCCAUGUGCUGCACAAGGAGUGCAUCAAGUUCUGGGCUCAGACCAACACGAACGACGCCUGCCCCUUCUGCCCCAGCCUGAAAUGACCAGCGGGGCAAAGCGAUGGUGGCAGCAGCAGCGGCAGCAGCAGGCGCCUGGGGCAGAGGAGGAGUCGGACAAGACCGGAGGCAUCCCAGGAUUUCUACAACUCUGUAUUUAUAUGGCCAUGUAUACACAUGUACAUUUUUAUUCUAUAGGGAAUGUGUGUAUAGAAAGUCUGUAUCCAGACCAGUUCAUAAUAAAGUGUGUAUAUUAUGCAGGA